Anopheles arabiensis is the source of this 913-nucleotide messenger RNA. RefSeq lists its product as uncharacterized. Gene Ontology annotation, biological process: sensory perception of smell. NCBI's taxonomy places the organism in Eukaryota, Metazoa, Arthropoda, Insecta, Diptera, Culicidae. The coding region runs from base 189 to 617 and encodes 142 amino acids. Gene Ontology annotation, molecular function: odorant binding. The record is from RefSeq and is a predicted model, not a curated record. The transcript has 4 exons.
ACCGAUCGCUAGACAACGGAUUGCAUACGGGCGCGUGCGUGCGACACUCAAACGGCAACAAGCGUCAAACCCCGAACAGCAACAACAAGGUUAGCGGGUCAAGUGCGGGUACUGGCGACGACGACGACGACGACGUACGGUGUGACAAAUUGCGCGGCUUGUUUGCGUUGUGGAGAAAGUGCUAAGUGAUGGGAGCGUUCGAGAGCGGGUUGGGUCUGUUGGGUUGGGUAGCGUUCGGAAUGGUUCUGCUGCUAGCUGGAAGAGGCUGUCAUGCACAAGACUUCAAAGGCGCGAUAGAUCACUGCACGAAAGACUUCGAGAUGGAUAUGGACAUUGUGGUGUCGCUUAAGUACGGUGACUUUACUGAGCGGGAUCCACUGAUUGAGUGCUUUACCGAGUGUCUGAUGAAGAAGUCAGGCUUCAUGUACGACGACUACACCUACAACAAAACGCUGAUUAUUGGUUUCGCCGGUCGGUACCUAGAACCGGAGGGGGCCCAGGCAGUGUACGAUAACUGCAUCGAUCGGUUCGGCCAAACGGUGUGCGUGACGGGGUUCGAGAUGUACCAGUGCAUCCACGAAACGGCCGUUUCGGAGUGGGUCUCGAGCAACUUCUAGACUGACCGUAACGCGAACCGGAAGAUCACGGCCAUGGUCAAUGUUCCGCCUGCCAGUGUGCGCUGUGCUCGAGUGGCUGCACCGCCACUGGACGCAUCUGAUUACCGUGUGCGUGUGUGUAUAGUAAUGGCUUGUCGUGUUGCUGUUUUUUUUUUUGUAGCUUAAGACCUGAGUUCGCACACCAUUGUGCCGCAUCUUGACCUCCCCCCGCUAGCUUUAAGUGCAACGUGAAACCAAAAAAGAAUGACUUUUGACUAUUUCAACGUUAAAUAAAGACGGAUCAUCGCCGUCCUGAA